GGCUUAUGAUAAACCGUUGAGCCUCGGAUUAAAACGGAGGAGAGAAUUUCACACCCUCGACUCCGCUAAAGGGUCCUGCCGCUGUUUCCUAGUUAGUUUCUGUUUCCGUUCCGAGUCGACAUGGGGAGCUGCUUAACGGUCGGGCCGAACGAAGCUCUGGUGGUCUCCGGUGACUGUUGUGGCUCUGAUACAAAGACCUACGCCGUGGGAGGAUGGGCCUGGGCGUGGUGUCUCAUCUCGGACACCCAAAGGAUAACCCUGGAGAUCAUGACUCUGCAGCCCCGAUGUGAGGAUGUGGAGACGGCAGAGGGGGUGGCCAUCACUGUCACCGGGGUAGCUCAAGUGAAAGUGAUGACUGAGCAUGACCUACUGGCAAUAGCCUGUGAGCAGUUCCUGGGUAAAUCAGUUGUGGAGAUCAAAGCUGUGCUUCUGCAGACUCUGGAGGGACAUCUGCGCUCCAUUCUAGGUACUUUGACUGUCGAGCAGAUUUAUCAGGACAGGGACCAGUUCGCCAAACUGGUGAGGGAGGUAGCGUCUCCCGACGUGGGCAGGAUGGGCAUCGAGAUUCUCAGCUUCACCAUCAAGGAUGUGUUUGACAAACUGGAUUACCUGAGCUCUCUGGGGAAGUCCCAGACUGCAGCCGUGCAGAGGGACGCCGACAUCGGCGUGGCCGAGGCAGAGAGGGAUGCUGGGAUACGGGAAGCAGAGUGUAGGAGGGAAAUGAUGGAUGUCAAAUUCAAAGCUGACACCAAGAUGGCCGACUCCAAACGGGAACUGGAUCUGCAGAAAGCUUCUUUCAACCAGGAAGUCAACACGAAGAAAGCGGAGGCCCAGCUGGCGUACGAGCUGCAGGCGGCCAAGGAGCAGCAGAAGAUCCGCUUGGAGGAGAUCGAGAUCCAAGUGGUGCAGAGGAAGAAGGAGAUCACCAUCGGGGAGAGAGAGAUCGAUCGGAUGGAGAAGGAGCUCAUUGCCACGAUAAAGAGGCCCGCCGAGGCGGAGGCCUACAAAGUGCAGCAGCUGGCUGAGGGCCACAAGACGAAGACGGUGCUAAUUGCCCAGGCUCAAGCAGAGAAGAUCAAGAGCAUCGGAGAGGCGGAGGCGUGCUCCAUCGCAGCAGUGGGCAAGGCAGAGGCGGAGAGGAUGAGACUGAAGGCCGAGGCCUACCAGCUGUAUGGAGAGGCAGCCAAGACGGCUAUGGUCCUCGAGGCCCUGCCCAUGAUUGCUGCCAAGGUGGCGGCGCCGUUAGCCAAGACCAGCGAGAUCGUCAUCCUGAGUGGGGAGAGCAGCCGCAUCACGAAUGAGGUCAACCGCCUGUUGGCUGAACUUCCUGUGUCUGUCCAUGCUCUUACUGGAGUGGAUCUGACAAAGAUACCGUUGCUGCAGAAGCUGACCAACGCUCAAGCCUGAAAACCCGGCGACCACACACACGACUCUAGUAUCUGUUGUAUGCACUCUGAUGGACUGCCUUUAAUACACUUGAAGAAUUCUGUUGUUUUAUACGUAUAUAUAUAUAUAUAUAUAUACUGUAUUCCAAGUACAUUUGGGAAACCUCUGGUGCCUUACUUUAUACAGGGCCAGAAUAUCUGAACGCAGUGCUGCUCAUUAAUUUAUUUAUUUUUGACACAGGACCAUUUUGUGCUGUGAUUUGAAUUGAUUUUUUUAAUGAAUUUAAAUCGUAUAAGUCUGUUUGCAUGAAAUACCAUCAAAAAGAAGAGCUGCUAUUGGCCUGGUGUGAAGGCGGACGCACCUGCUGCAACUCAUGCUAACACCCAGUCUCUGGUGUUGGUACAUCAGGGCUCUGCUGCUUUAGAACACGAGGUCUCUGCUCUCACUUCUUACAUUCCGCAUGCUGCAGGCAUCUUGAUUUGUGCACCUCUUUCUCUAUCUUAAGAUACAUCCCCGUUUGCGAUCUUUUAUUUUGUCUUGUACAUGCUGUAAUUUUUAACUAUUUAUGUAAUUAUCUGUGUGGAUUAUUUUAUUAGUACAAUGUUGCAGGUGCUCGCAAUCGCCUAAGAAGCCCUCCCAUCCUUGUGUACAUGCUGCCUGUUGCCCUGAAAGAAGUUUAAGCCUCUACAAACCGUUGAUAUCGGGCUGAAUACAUAUGAUUAUUAUUGAUAUGCUCGCAGGGAAACAGGAUACUAAAUCUGAUCUGAGCUUGUCGUCCUUUUGAUAUUUAUAGUGGGUUUAAAUGUAAAGGUUAGUUAUUUGGGCCUUGAUUAAAAAAAAUGUGUAGGUGUUGAAAAAAAAAAAAAUUUCAUGGUCAUAAAUGACCGACUUGGAGUUGUGUGAAAUUAGUAUACAGCGUGGCAAAAAGCUUAAUGUGAAUAGAUUCUGAAAAUGAAAAGGGCAAACGGUGAUGCCAGAUAGAAUAGAUUGUCUUUUCAUUUUCAUUUCAUGAGAAGGACUUGGGGAUACUGCAAAGUUUAUCACCAGAUAUCCGUAGUCUGACGGUGCGUCAACAAACCAAACUUUCAGUGAAACUUGCUAAUUUAUUUACAAUGUUUGCACACGCCUACAUUGAUUUGUUUUGGUUCCGUUUUUUAUAACUGUGACUUGAACGAUAGAAGGAUCUUUUAGCAGAGUGCUUUAACUUAUCGAACAAUGUUUUAUCUAUUUUAAUAUUGUGAAGUAGUGUGUUUGUAACUGGUCACGAUGCUUUGUUGUUUUCAAGGUCUAAAACACCAAAAUGUUAAAGUGUCACUGCAGGAGUAGGAAAGGUUUUUAAAAAGUUGGCAGGUACAGUAUAUUAUCAAGCUUGACUGAUGAAAUGUAUUUCACUCACUUAGACACUUCCAGAAGAACUGACUUCUGCUCGUCUUCUCUCAAAGCUGUGAAAAGCUGCACUCGCCCACCCCAAACUAGCAGGACAGCGCUCUUUAGUUUUGAUCCUCGUAGCUCAGGCAGGUGACAUAUAAUAGUGGUAGUUUUAUUUACGGCUGAAGAAGCAGCCAGUGUGAGCAUACUGACACUGAAUUCACAGAGGACUGUUAUUAUUGUUGUUUGUGCUCCUCCUGAGUUGAUUCCUAUUUCUAUUAUUCUUUGCUGAUAUAGUGACUCGACAAAUACUGUGACCACAAUGUCCUGUGUGUGUGUGUAUAUUUAUACACACAUACAUGACAUCUUUGUGUUAUAUUCCUAAUGUUAUUUACAACACGUACACUGAUGAAUUCCUGUAUGCUCUUGCUGCAUGUCAUACAUCUGUACUCUGAACAAUCCAUUCACUCUCAGCUAAUUGUCUUUAUGAUAAAUUGAAAAAUGACUAUUUAUUGCCAUUUACAGUUUUGGAAAGUUUUUGUUUUUGUUUUUACUCCUGACAGCUUCUUAAUCUUGGUUCAAGGCAUGGUGAUGUACAAUGUCAUUUAUUUACAUAUAUAAAUAUAGCUAAAAAUCGUUCAAAUAAAACCAGUCAAAAUCUC
This is a messenger RNA of Pseudoliparis swirei, 3416 nucleotides long. RefSeq names its product flotillin-2. Gene Ontology annotation, cellular component: plasma membrane. Gene Ontology annotation, biological process: protein localization to plasma membrane; regulation of myoblast differentiation. The record is from RefSeq and is a predicted model, not a curated record. Lineage: Eukaryota; Metazoa; Chordata; Actinopteri; Perciformes; Liparidae. The transcript is spliced from 11 exons. Bases 121 to 1407 code for a protein of 428 amino acids.